AUGUCGAACUCUAACUUGGCUUCUCUCCCUCCUUCUAUGUUUCACAAGAUUCUCUCUAAGGUAACAACAAACCAUAUUUGGGACUUCGGUAGUGCAAGAGUUGCAUUGCCCGCCUUCAAUCAAAUUGGCAGAGAAGAAUACUUCUAUAAAUCUGCAGAUCUUAUUCACUUUAAGGACUGGAUUGAUGAGGUUAAUGCUGUCAGAACAUACCUGCUUAAGUGCUACCAAGCCGGUAAUCCACAGGCCAUCUACAUGCGAGGUCAUUGGGGUUACGAAAAACCACAGAUCUUUAUGUCUAUAUUGGAAAAGAUAGAUUCCAAGAUCGGUUAUAAUUGCUGGUGCUCUGAAAUUAUACUAUGCAAUCGUUGUUUCUGGCAGUGUGCAGUUUGGGACUUCUGCAAUGAGAUUCAUUUGACCGUUACUCACUGGCCAAUUGAAGAUUAG
This is a messenger RNA of Eruca vesicaria subsp. sativa (arugula), 444 nucleotides long. The record is from the annotation of a GenBank genome assembly. Lineage: Eukaryota; Viridiplantae; Streptophyta; Magnoliopsida; Brassicales; Brassicaceae.